Molecule: messenger RNA, 757 nt
Organism: Zea mays
Lineage: Eukaryota; Viridiplantae; Streptophyta; Magnoliopsida; Poales; Poaceae
Exons: 1
Coding region: 85-480 (131 amino acids)
Source: RefSeq, marked validated
AGCAGUUCCUCAGACGCAAAGAAGAUCGAGUCUGCAGCCCACACCAUAGUGCGAGCAGAUUGCGUCCAAUAGGCGCAAAGGGAGAUGGGGGUGGCCGCUGGACGAGCGGCGGCCAUGGUGGCUGCGGCGGCGGCGGCGGCGGCGGUGCUGCUGCUGCUCGCGGGCGGCGCGCACGCGGACUGCUACGACGACUGCUUCAAGGACUGCAUGGCCAGGUUCAAGUCCAUGAGAGACUACUGCAGCUACGCGUGCGAGAAGGUCUGCGAUCCGGACGCCACGCUCCAGCGCCCCCUCGCCGUUGUGGGGCCAGCAGCAGCGUUGGCCGACCACCACCCGUUGGACAAGAAGCAUGGUGCUGUCUGGCCGGCGGCGUUGCCCGACCAUCCUUUCCACGAGACGCACGGCGACGUCGAGCCGGCAGGGGAGCCGGACCCAGCUAGGCACGUCGUCCGUCCGGCACGUGUCCCCGUCCUCCCCUGAACGCCGCCGGAGCGAGAGCGCGCGAUGCUAGCCGCUCGGCCUGGCGCCCGUAUGUUAAGCACUAGACGAAGUGUGUGAUGUGUCAAACGUAUAAGCAUGCCUUAACUAUCUCACGUUUAUGCAAGGGGUAGCGGUGUCAAUUUGACGAGUGAUUGCCACGUUCGAACAGACCAGGAAUGCACGGUCUGGAUUCUGGAAGUGCACCAAGGCCAAGGGUGCCGGUAGGCGGUGUGGCGAUACAAACUCCUCUCCAAAUUCGGAGCAAGAAAAUAGAGAC